Anopheles darlingi is the source of this 4910-nucleotide messenger RNA. Its product is annotated as CD109 antigen-like. Lineage: Eukaryota; Metazoa; Arthropoda; Insecta; Diptera; Culicidae. Gene Ontology annotation, molecular function: endopeptidase inhibitor activity. Gene Ontology annotation, cellular component: extracellular region. Bases 16 to 4170 code for a protein of 1384 amino acids. The transcript has 14 exons. The record is from RefSeq and is a predicted model, not a curated record.
GUUCGAAUCGAAGUAAUGCUGAAAAAUCCUAACAAGCGCAGAGUCGUUCGUGGUUCGUGGAAUCGAAAUACGCAAUCUCGCCUCAAUUCUGCUCCAACAGUCGGUGGCGAUAGAAGUGCAAUGCCGCUAGUGAGUGUUCAGUGUGCCGUUAAAAUGUGUUGGUUAAGCAGCGCCACCAUUUGCGCAACGUUAAUUCUCGCGAGCAUGGCCCAAGGUCUGAUCGUUGUUGGGCCAAACACUAUCUAUUCGAAUCGGAACUACACUGUGACAAUUUUCAACACAAACAACACAAGAGUUACUUUAGCGGUAAAUUUGAAAUGUUUCGGUGCGGAUGGAAUCGUCACGUUCGACCAAACGAAGUCUGUCGAUGUGGUAUCAAAAGUGCUCAAGAAGGUAGAAUUUAAGAUACCAGUUGACCGUUUUACUUUGAAUGGUAAAAUAACAAUCGAUGGCAAUAAAAACUUCUUCCAUAAACAAAGUCUAGAGUACGAAGGAAAGUCCAUCUCGGGCUUCAUACAGCUCAGCAAGCCCGUCUACAAACCAGGAGAUAGCGUUCAGUUCCGUGUGAUUGUGCUGGAUCCAGAUCUGAAGCCCCCAUCAGGCCUCAAGAUGAUAACUGUGACCGUGCAGGACCCGAACGGUAACAACAUACGCCAAUGGGCCAACGCUAAAUUGUACAACGGAGUGUUUGAAGGGCAAUUGGACAUAGCCCCUUCGCCUCUCCCGGGGACAUACAACAUCAAAGUUGAGGCAAACGAUGAGGAAUUGGUUUCCAAGACGUUCGAAGUGAAGGAAUACGUACUGUCCACGUUCAAGAUGGACGUCUUCCCAACCGUGACGCCACUCGAAGAGCACCAGGCGCUUAAUCUUACGAUAGCGGCCAGCUACUACUUCGGCAAGCCUGUCAUUGGUAGAGUGAAGGUUCAGCUUUAUGACGGAGAUAACAAUUUGGAACUAUCAAAGACAUAUGACGUGAACGGAAUGCUGCAGGUUCACCUACCCUUUACCACCGAAUUGAUCCUUUUUGAAAAACAACAGGACUUCAAGGUGAACGUCUCAUUCAUCGAGCAAUACACAAAUCGCACGGUUUCCAAGGAACACCACAUUACGAUGUACAAACACAAAUAUCAAGUAACGUUAGGGAAGCAUCGUCCUGCAUUCUAUCCCGGGUCAACAUUCCAGUACCAAUUGAAAAUUGAAAACCACGAUGGAACUCCAGCGAAAGGAGUUACUGUACAUGUGCGAAUAGAUGGACUGCAACUUGCCAUAGGCUCAGAGCAAAGCUACACGAGUGAUGAUACUGGCACUAUCGACCUGCCGUUCGAUUCAGCUGCUUUAACGGAACCAGCUGACAUCAUUGUGUCUCUCAAUCAACAAGAGGUCCUCCAUGAGACAAUCGAAAGAAUGGAGCAGAGAAUGGACACAUACAUUACGGUUCAAUCAAAUUCUAGCGAUGCUGGCCUGAACCAAAAAAUAAAGAUCGACGUCACUUGCUCCGAUCACAUGACGUUUCUAGCAUACUACGUCGUUUCUAAACGGAACAUCGUCGACGCUGGAUUCAUUCGCCUCAAUAAAGUGCCUAAACAUAGGUUCCAGUUGGUAGCUUCGGGAAAAAUGGUUCCCAGAUCACAAAUUAUCGUCGUCACAGUUGCUAACAACAUGAUUGUACACGGCUACGUCAACAUCGAAUUUGAAGAGUUUUCAAACAACUUUGAUCUACGGAUGAAGCAAAAUGAAGUAAGUCCCGGCAGUCAAAUUGAACUGCUUGUUACCGGUCCUCAAAGAGCAUAUGUGGCACUAGCAUCGUACGACCAAAGUUUGCUACAGCAUGGCCGAGAGCAUGACAUCGCACGUGAAGAUAUUUGGAAGUUCGUUGAUAAUUUUAAUACGAUUGAAUCGGACGAUUAUGAAACUUUUCAUAGUAUGGGCCUAUUCGUUCGCUCCCUGGAGGAAUUUAAAGUUGAUCGAGCACAGGAAAAAACGGGACGACAAGGAGUUUCGGGAAGAGGUUCCACCUUUCCUGUAUCUUUUAGAACCAACUUUCUAGAGUCUUGGAUGUGGAAGAAUAUCACUAUACCUCGGACAGGAGGAAGUGCUUUGAUAGAAAAGGUACCCGAUACAACCACUUCCUGGUACUUGACCGGCUUCUCCAUUGACCCAGUGCAUGGACUUGGAAUGAUGAAAAAGCCCAUCCAAUUCACCACCGUGCAGCAGUUUUACAUCGUCGACAACCUGCCGUACUCGAUCAAGCGUGGCGAAGCGGUAGUAUUACAGUUUACACUGUUCAAUACGCUCGGAGCUGAGUAUUUUGCUGAUGUGACACUACACAACAUGGCGAACCAAAUUGAAUUCGUUGGUCAACCAGCGGGAGAGGCGAGCUACACGAAGACAUACACUGUCCCACCAAACGUUGGCAUUCCGGUUUCGUUUCUCGUCAAAGCACGGCAUCUCGGAGAAAUGCUCGUUCGCGUGGAAACUUCAAUAAUGCAAGGUUUGGAGAGGGAUGCCAUCGAGAAGAUCAUCCGUGUGUUACCGGAGAGUCUACCGAAAACCAAGACAACGACGAGAUUUUUCUCGCAUGAAACAUAUCUCAAUCAAUCGUUUCUUAUCGAUCUGGACAUCGAUAAGAACGCCGACCCCAAUUCAGUAAAAAUCGAUUUCUUCGUUAUCCCUAAUGUACUGUCCAAGGUAGUCAAAAACUUGGGCCAUCUUCUCAAUAGUCCGGCUGGUAGUGGCGAGCAGAAUAUGAUACAUUUCGUGCCCAACGUAAUUGUACUCGACUAUCUGAAGACGAUCGGUUCCAAACAUACAUCUAACAUGCAAAAAGCAACCAGGCUGCUUCUGCGAUGCUACCAGAGACAACUACAAUUCCGGCAGCCGGAUGGAUCGUUCGGGGUUUGGAAGGAUCAGGGAGGAAGCGUCUUUCUCACAGCAUUCGUUGCUAAAUCAAUGAAACCGGCAGCAAAGUACCUGGAUGAGAUAGACCAGGAAAUGGUGGCAAAGGCCUUCGAGUGGCUAUCCACUAAACAGCAGGAGGACGGUUCGUUUAUCGAAAUAGGUUCGAUUUUCUACAGCGACAUGCAAAGUGGAUCGCGGCAAAACAUUGCACUAACAGCGUACGUGCUGAUUGCUUUCCUCGAGAAAGGAAAUGAAGCAUUCGAACGGUUAACGGUCAUUGAACGAGGUAUGCACUACAUAGCAAGCCACAUAGAGAACAUCACCGAUCCGUACGAUCUUUCCAUCGCAACCUAUGCGUUGUGGUUGAACAACCAUUCCCACAAAAACACCGCAUUGAAAAGACUUAUAGAAAAGUCUGUUGAGAGCAACACCAAGCGCUAUUGGCCCAGAGACUCAAACCAAAUCGAAACCACCGCCUAUGCGCUUUUGUCCUUUAUCGAGGCCAGAAGGUAUGCAGAUGGUAUCGCCAUCAUGCGUUGGCUGGUAGACCAGCAAUACGCAACCGGUAGCUUUGCGCAUACCCAAGAUACCUUCAUUGGGUUACAGGCGCUGACCAAGUUGGCGGAACAAAUAUCACCUUCAAGAAACGAUUUCUCUAUCCAGCUGACUCAUGAAAACACCAAAACCAACUUCCGCGUUACCUCAACCGAUAUUAAUAAGCUACAUUACAGUGGCAUACCGAGCACGGUAAGGCAAGUGGCUUGGGACGUCGGGGGCCUUGGUUUCGGAAUAGUGCAGGUGACCUACGAAUAUCGAUUGGAUUUAAAGAAUUUUAAAAACCGUUUCAAUUUGACGGUCGACAAAUUGAACUCAACCUCAGACGCUAUCUUGAAGUUGCACAUUUGCACGAGCUUCUUAGCCAGGAAAACGGAUGAACGAUCGAGCAUGGCACUGGUAGAGGUAACCUUCCCGAGUGGCUACGUAACAGAGGACAGUCUGGUUGUUGAAAGUCCUGGUAUCAACCCGAUAAAGAAAAUCGAGAUCCUCUAUGGAGCCACGACCGCUGUGCUGUACUACGACAACAUGGGCUCCGAGAUGAACUGCUUCGCGGUCACUGCUUUCAGGCGCUUCAAGGUGGCUCUUCAAAGACCAGCCUAUGUCAAGGUGCACGAUUUCUAUAAACCGAAUCACAACGCAAUUAAAGUGUACGGUGGUAACACACAGGAUAUUUGUGGGAUUUGCGAAGGAGAAGAAUGCCCCUUAACAUGCUAGACGUGCCACUGGUGCUGGCAGACGGUGAAAGCAGACUAGUUUAUACUGAUGCGAAAGAAAUCGUGAGUGUUCUAACCCUUGUGGGAUUGGCAUACAAGCGUUUAGUUCAUCUGAAAAACACCGUAUCUAAGAUACAAGAUACAUAUUAAAAGACAAAAACGCAGAGUGCAGCGUAUCGCCGUUGGAUUCUUAAUACCUUAUUAGUCUAUAUGAUCCAACAAAUCAUUGAAUUGAUUCAUGAGUUUUUUUGGUAAGGAAAUUCAAGCAGUUAAAAGGAGCAACCGCCAUAAAACCGAAUGGCAGAAGUGAACGAUAGAAGUUUGACUAUUUGAGUGCGACUGUGCCACUUCACUGCCGAUUCAUUUAAAUUGCUCCUUUUAAUUGUCUUAUUCAGUCUUUCAUUACUUCUCAUCUUAAAAAGCAAUUAAAAAGUUCAGACCAUCAAUUCAUGCUCAAGGAAUAUUGCACUCUGUCUCCUUCGAUGCAUUCAACACAGAUUGAAAGAUUCUUGUUCUCGGUUCGGUUGCAUAUUUGGGACUUCAACCUGCGCAAAAGCGAGGCACUGAGAUUGAAAAACUUCCAAACUCCCAUACAUUGUCGUAUACUAAACUGGGAUAGCAUUUCGCAUCGACGACACCAAAAGCAAGUUUAAUCCAUUGACUAUCGGAUCGCUGCCUCACAGGAGCAACUUCUUUCGCUAUCGUUUCGAAGGCCUUCCCCGAAACAUGAUAUACUUGUUU